CCCCGAAACCGAGCCCGAAGGCGCAAGUCCCAAAAUGGACUACCAGAACCGCGCAGGCUCGAAAUUCGGCGGCGGCGGCGUCGCCUCGCACAGCGCGACAAACGCCGACCGGCGCGAGCGGCUCCGCAAACUGGCCCUCGAGACCAUCGACCUGGACAAAGACCCAUACUUCUUCAAGAACCACGUGGGCUCGUUCGAAUGCCGGCUAUGCCUGACGGUCCACCAGAACGACGGCUCCUACCUGGCGCACACGCAGGGCCGCAAGCACCAGACGAACCUGGCGCGGCGCGCGGCGCGCGAGCAGCGCGAGGGCAAGAACCAGGACCCGUCGGCGCUGCCGGGGGCGAUGGGCGUGCAGGUGAAAAAACAGACCAUCAAGAUUGGCCGACCGGGGUACAAGAUCACCAAGAUCCGCGACCCGCUGACGCGGCAGCUGGGGAUGCUGUUCCAGCUCCAGUACCAGGAGAUCACGCCGGGGGUGACGCCCCGAGUCAGAUUUAUGUCGGCGUUCGAGCAGAAGGUGGAGGAGCCGCCGGACAAGAGUUUUCAGUAUUUGGUCAUCGCGGCGGAGCCGUAUCAGUCCUGUGCGUUUAAGCUGCAGGCGAGGGAGAUUGAUCGGCGCGAGGGACGGUAUUGGACGUGGUUUGAUGAGGACAGUAAAGAGUUCUGGGUGCAGAUUAUGUUCAAGACGGAGCGCGAGGAGCGGUAUUCCGGUGUGCCGGGUUUGGCGCCUCUGGAGCCGAAUGCUUGAGCUUUGUGUUUUUUUUUGUUUCGUUUGGGUUCGGUGACUUGGGUGAUGCUGGUGUUUGUGGACCAGGUUUUCUUUCUUCUCUCUCAAAAUGCAUGUAUCAUCUCUAGCUUCUGGGUGGCGUUCUAUUUCAAGGGUUACUCUUUUCUCAGAUAUUCAGACAUUAGCAGCAACAACACAAUGAUCCAUAUCGAGCUUAUCAUGGUCC
Molecule: messenger RNA, 956 nt
Organism: Aspergillus uvarum CBS 121591
Lineage: Eukaryota; Fungi; Ascomycota; Eurotiomycetes; Eurotiales; Aspergillaceae
Product: spliceosome assembly protein PRP11
Exons: 2
Coding region: 35-751 (238 amino acids)
Biological process (GO): spliceosomal complex assembly
Cellular component (GO): nucleus; U2 snRNP; U2-type prespliceosome
Molecular function (GO): zinc ion binding; nucleic acid binding
Source: RefSeq, a predicted model, not a curated record